UUUUCUGUCUCUCAGUGGUAUUUAACAUUUUUGAAUUUUGAAUUUUGAAUUUUUAAGUCCAAGUAUCAAUAACUGACUAUCAAAAAGCCUGUAAAAACCUGAUGAUUAUAAUACUUUCAUACGCACAGAUUUCCAUGGAAACUCGAUAACUGCCUGUUAAAAGAGGCCCGUCAAUCAGCCCUUGCGUAUUUAAAUAAAAUGCACUCUUUGUCAAACAACAAGCUUAACGUGUUGAGCGAAAAACUACAACUGCUAUAAUAAGACUUCUAAACAGAAUUUUUCACACUCUGCAAAAUCGUCGAGACUUUCAUUUCCUAGUUGUGCUACAAUUGAAUCAAUACUACUUUGAUGGUGGUCGGAGGAUCUUUAUUUCGCAGUCAACCAAACCAUUAAAAUAAUUAUGCGUACUUUUUUCCGUAUUUUAUUUUGUUAAAUGAUUUCUGUUAAAAUUUUACCUGCGGGCAUUAGCACUGGAUUGGUAAUUGAGAAUUCUGGCAGAAGAAAGUGUAAUAUUUUCCUGUUAGCAGCUGAAUGACAAGAUUGUCCAAUGAAUAUCAACAUGAUGUACACAGGUGUGACACGAAAAUCAUAAUAGAGGUUCAUUUGUGAUCAGUGGUCGACAGUUGGCUAAGUUAAACUGUUCCAUUUGUUUAGAAAACGAUCAUCAGAGACGCUGAUACAGCUACUUGUUAUUGGAAUUCCCUGUACAGCCGGACAAGAUCAAAUUAGCAACCUUUUUUUUCAGCCCCUUGCAGUAUGACAGAAAACUGCUCGGUAAAUUGCUCAGAGGGCAAAAACAUGACACAAGACACGAAAUUAUGUAAGGAUUUCACCUUGUUUGAAGUCGAAAGCGUUCCGCUAUCGAUCAUCAUACUGAACUCCGGGUUGAACACCAUUCUUGUGAUAGUGUCAAUCUUAGCGAAUAGUUUGGUUGUAUCUGCGGUAUGGAGAACUCCCUCGCUACGUUAUCCUUCGAUCGUGUUCCUCUGCGGUCUCGCCGUGUCCGAUCUAGCCAUUGGUUUGGUCGUCCAGCCCUGGUUCGUUGCUGUGGAGUUGUUAAAAAUUCACGGACUUCCAUCAGGAGGCGACUGUACGCUGGAAACAGCGUUUUUAGCACUGGGUUUUUUAGUUUGUGGUGUUUCAUUUGGUCUUGUAACACUCAUCAGUGUGGACAGAUACAUAGCGAUUCAAUAUCCCCUGAGGUAUCCCAGUAUUGUAACCCUUCCUCGUGUGCUUUUCCUCAUCACAUUGUGCUGGUUAGCAAGCACUUUUUGUUCGAGUCUAAUUCUUUGGCAUUUUAGCGCAUUUUUGUACGUCGUGGCCACUGUGAUGAUGGUGUUCCUUGGAACAUCCACGGUUAUCCAUGUAAUUAUCUACAGAAUAGUUCGUCGACACAGAAACGAGAUCCGGGCACAAGAACAGGCAGUCCAAACGACAAACGAAUUCAACAUGGCACGCUUUAAGAAAACCGCCGUGAAUACGUUCAUCGUCUAUUAUUUUUUGCUCCUGUGUUACGUUCCUUUUUCUAUCGCUUGGGUGCUGAGGAUGACGGGAGCCACCAGCCUCGACAACCCGAUAGUGUGGAAAGUAGCGAACACAAUAGUGUUUCUGAACUCUGCCGUCAAUCCGUUUCUUUACUGUUGGCGCCUUCCUGCUAUACGUGCACCAGUCAUGACUUUAUUGAAGAAAAUCUUUUGUCGCUGAACAAUCACUGGAGUAUGAAAACUACAAAUGAUCACAUAGAAGACCAUAGCUUUUUUUUUUUUAAUGACAAGGUUACCUGUGAGUAAGUGUGCAACUGACGUUUAUAAACCGGCUGAAAUUGCCGUGUUGUGGAGAUGCUCUCAUGUUAGUGAAUUGUAGUAAGUACUAAACACGGAUUUGGGGAGAGCUUGACUUAAAUAUAUCGACGUUUUUGUUGUCAAAAUUCGUCCGAUUUUUGUCGAUGUGGCUUGCUAGUUUAAAGGUUUCGUUUUACUUUGAGGCAUCCAUGCAUUAAGGAGUUUUUAGCUUUUUCGUGUUCAUACUAUAACAAACUGGUAAACAACUCAGAUUAUCAUUCGAUGCAUUUUUUCCUUCCGUUUCAUUGGCCGAGAGCCCACCAC
This is a messenger RNA of Orbicella faveolata, 2105 nucleotides long. Its product is annotated as melanocyte-stimulating hormone receptor-like. NCBI's taxonomy places the organism in Eukaryota, Metazoa, Cnidaria, Anthozoa, Scleractinia, Merulinidae. Gene Ontology annotation, biological process: G protein-coupled receptor signaling pathway. The record is from RefSeq and is a predicted model, not a curated record. Gene Ontology annotation, cellular component: plasma membrane. Gene Ontology annotation, molecular function: G protein-coupled receptor activity.